ACAUAUAUGUAUAUAUUGUAUAUUGUAUAUUGUAUAUUGUAUAUAUGAGGAAUAUACGCAUGCACUUUUAUUAUACUAACGAUAAGUACGUACAGUAUGAAUGUACGCGCAAGUAUGGCUGUGUAUGCGUGUGUACUUAAAAUGUGUACUAAUAAAUUGCUAGAGGGUAUAACGUUCAGUUUUCAUAGUGUACCGCGAUCGCGAUUCGUAGUAUGCGAUAAUCCUUACACGAUAGGGACAAGUUAAUGAAAUAUCAAUUUGUAAUAAAAUCUGAUUUAUUAAAGCAGAUUUGGUGGCAGUGAAACAUUAACGGUAAAAUUAUUGGUAAAACGUAAUUUCGCUGAAGGAUUAAAGGAAGGAUUAAAGGAAGAAUUAAAGGAAGGAUGUCCGUCACGUCGACACUUGUCCCGAUCGUAAUAAGAUGAUGCUACAGUAUCGAUAUAGAUUUUAUAAAGAAUCGGGAAAUUUUUUACAACACGUAUAACAAUAGACAGAGAAUUAGGAAAUAUUCGUCGACUAGAAGCCGUAAAAGAGAUUGGACAGCUCCUACUCUAGUUUAUUUAUUGCAAGUUAUUUAGAAGCCAGAAAAAUGGCUGAUUGCGCGCUACAAACAGCACUACUAACUACUACGACGCUGCUUUCCCAACUUUUCAACUUGUCAAAUGUACGCGAUACCCUUGCAAUCACUUUUCCUGCCCAUUAUUUCCUCUAUUCUCUAAUUCAUCUUUUUAAUCGUCUUUCGUGUCCGUCUUGAUCAGAAUUUUUCUCUCAUGAUCACGUAAGGAUGAAAAAAAAAAAAGAAAAGACAAGUAGGUAACGGCUUGGUGGGUAUUGGUGAAUCGAGGAAUCGACGAAUCGACGAAUCGAGCACGGCUAAUUACAUUUCCUUUAAUGGAAUUCGACAAUGAUGGAAAUACAAUUGUGGAAUGUCUAUUUGUAAAGAAUUCUUUAGACGAGUCAGGAAUAGUUAUAACGGUUAGAAUGCAAAGGGUAAGGGGUUGAGGCGUAAAGCGAUCGUAUGUAUGUAGGUAAGAUUGAAAUGUUGAAAGCGCAAAGCGAUACCUACAUGUAUAUCGAUCGCGAUGUAUCCUAUUUCGUCGAAACGGAUAGACGGAUCUUGUCUAAUGCAGUAUAGAAAAAAUAUAAGACAGCUUCGUAAUUCGUCUAACAUCAGAAUUCCAGAUAAGUUACUUCUAGGUUGCGCAAUCCCUAUCAAUUUUAUCCAGGUAACAUCCGAUCGAUGUUUCGAGUUUCUGUUACGAAACGCUUGAAACGUUUCUGGUAGGAUACGAAAUAUGCAUCUGCAUGCGUCAAUACUGUUGCAAAAUGCGAGCGACCGUUUAAAAAGCAACCAAACCGGCCCCGCGACACGAACGCGCGCUCUCCAACUCGAACGAUAAACAAACCGAAUAUCGCGGUGCAGCUAAUUGAAAAGCGACGAUUAGUCUUUGUGAAACGAUUGCAGCACACCGUGCCAAUAAGCGGCAGGAUAGUGAAGCACCGAAAAACGGAUUAUUUUUGCGUGCAUCCGUACGAAUCUGAAUCACGGUACGUGGUUGCGAUGCUCUGGUACCAUGGUACCACGGUACCACGGUACCACGAUGCCACGAUGCUACGAUUUGCAGGACAUCGUUGCUUGUCGUUGAUCGUCAUUGGACGUCGAGGAGAAAUUCGUUGUUCCUUGGAGGUGGCUUGACUAUCCGUACCGUACGACUUCGCUAAUCGAUUUACUCGUCUGGAAGAGACAACGCCUACUACUCAAAGGAUGACCACGCCGGAAGAUUCUGCUGUAUGCUCGCCCCAGACGAAGGAUAUCGGUAGAAGACUAGCCGUUCCCAUCAUUCAUACCAGAGGAACUCAUUACGACAUUGGUUUCGAUAUCGGACGCACCUUCUCCGGCUUGAUCCAGGAGUACGUAGAUACGUAUCGACCACUGAACGAAACGUAUCUACCGCUUUACGAGACCGAAACGGGUAGGAAGAUUUACGAAGAAACUCUUGGUUGCGUGGAAGAGCAAUUCCCCGGAUAUCUUCGGGAAAUUCGUGGAACAGCCGACGGUGCAAACGUUCCGUUCCAUAAGCUAUUUCUUAUGCAUUUAGACGACAUCGUACCAAACGUAGCGAACGUAGGGGUACAGAGUAACGCGUUACCGGUUGGUUGCUCAACCAUCGUGUGUAAUCAGCCAGGCCAGGAGAUUUUAGGACACAACGAGGACGCUCUUGGCGAAACUUUGAAUCACUGGUACUUGGUUGCUGGUCAUGUGCUCGAACCAGGAUGCAAGGAAGAACAUUUUACGUCCCUGAGUUACGCCGGAUUCUUACCUGGCUAUACGAUGGGGUACAACCAUCAUGGUCUUGUUUACACUAUUAAUACUCUCAGUGCUGCGAACUUGAGAUCUGGCAAAACGCCCAGGUACUUUUUAACUAGAGCGCUACUGGCUGCGGAAAAUUACGUUCAAGCUCAACAGAUUUUGAGGAACGAAGGUUUCGGCGCGGCCGAAGGAUUCUCGGUAAACAUGACUUUUCUAACGCAAGAAGGGGACAGAAUGUUUCACAAUGCCGAGAUCGGUCCCUGCGACCUCGAUGCCGCGCAAUCGCAAUUAAACAUCUUAACCGUCAGUCCUGGAGAGAACACGUUCCAUUGCAACAAAUAUCUUCGACUGAAAAUACCCGAAGUAAAAGGUCUUAUCAUAGAUAGCAGCGUAAGAAGAAUGGAUACGAUUUGCAAGUAUCCUCCUCCUAAAUCUCGUCAAGAUGUUAUAAAUAUUCUAAGCGAUCAAACGGACAACGAAUAUAGAGUCUAUCAGGAAAUUAAAAAAGACGAUUACGUAAAAACUAUUGCUACCGGUAUCUUUGAUUGUAUCGAAAGAACUUGGUCCAUUUACACGGAUAAACCAAAUUGUACGGAACCGAUUUUAGUGAUACCUUUGCAGCUGUGCGACGAACCGACAACAAUUGCUGCUGUGUAAACUUUACCAUCAAAACUAAUUUUCCCCCCACUAGUGAAUUUCCUUUCGAUAUCAUUAUCGUUUCUAUUUUCACUUUGCUUCUCCACUCUCAAUCCUAUCAACUUAUUUUUACUUAAAAAGGAACGAAUUCGAAAAUCUAUGGAAAUAAUAACAAGAUGUCUCUUUUCCUUUUCUUUACUUUUAUUUUUCUCUUUUUUUCGUUUCUUUUCUUUUCUUUUCUUUUCUUUUCUUUUCUUUUCUUUCUACACUUAUCUUUCUUUCUUUCAUUUGCUUCUUUUCAUCAUUUAUCACAAAUAGUUUGGUAAUUAUUGAAAAAGGAAAUAAGAAAAUUAUGUUACACGUUACACUGUUAAAGAAAAAACAAUAUCUAAAGAUUUAAAUAAGAAUAUAGAAAUAGAUCGUCGUGA
Messenger RNA from Osmia bicornis bicornis, 3375 nucleotides. It is a transcript of the gene tan, whose product is annotated as acyl-coenzyme A:6-aminopenicillanic-acid-acyltransferase 40 kDa form. The record is from RefSeq and is a predicted model, not a curated record. Bases 1766 to 2968 code for a protein of 400 amino acids. The transcript is spliced from 8 exons. Lineage: Eukaryota; Metazoa; Arthropoda; Insecta; Hymenoptera; Megachilidae.